This is a messenger RNA of Dermacentor silvarum, 1906 nucleotides long. RefSeq names its product zinc finger protein 782. The record is from RefSeq and is a predicted model, not a curated record. Gene Ontology annotation, molecular function: RNA polymerase II transcription regulatory region sequence-specific DNA binding; DNA-binding transcription factor activity, RNA polymerase II-specific. Gene Ontology annotation, cellular component: nucleus. Gene Ontology annotation, biological process: regulation of transcription by RNA polymerase II. Bases 103 to 882 code for a protein of 259 amino acids. The transcript has 3 exons. Lineage: Eukaryota; Metazoa; Arthropoda; Arachnida; Ixodida; Ixodidae.
GUGUGUGUCUGUGCGCCUAGAGCUUGGGGCGACGGUUCUGUUCCGCACUUGGUGUUGGUGACUUCUCCUGGGACGCACGGGCUGGGGCGUGUCACAGAAGCCAUGGCGAGUACCGACGACAGCUACAGUGAUGACGACCAAGAAAGUGUCAGUUCCAGCUCAGAUGGGGAGGCAACAAAAAGGAGUUAUCCAAAGCGACAGAAGUACAAGUGCCCCCUGUGCCCCAAGGCAUUGGGCACAGCCCGAGACCUGGGCAUCCACGUGCGCCGUCACGAGCAGUGCAAGCCGUACACCUGCAAGGACUGCGACAAGGCCUUCUGCACACCAUUCGAGCUGGACCAGCACGCCCGCUCGCAUACGCUGGAGCAGCCCUACGAGUGCCACCUGUGUCCGCUCCGGUUCGGGACAGCGUCCGCGCUGCACAACCACCGCGCCACACACCGCACGCCAAACUCAGUGACGUACCGCUGCCGUGUGAGCCCCGCAUGCACCGCGACUUUCCGGCGCGUUGCCACGCGCAGUGCGCACGAGCGGACGCACUGCACCGACUGCGCGUACCGGUGCGAGACGUGCAAACGAGCCUUCCCUCAGAAGUACAACUUGCAGCGCCAUCUGAGGCUGCACGACGGCGACAAGCUCCACUGCUGUCCCACGUGCAAGCGAAUGUUUUACGACAAAAAGCGCCUGGACGUGCACGCCAAGAGCUGUGGUGACUUUCGCAGGUGCGGCAUCUGUGGGAAGGGAUUUCGAGAGGAGGCCCAGUUGGCAGCAGCACGUAGCCAGCCAGCACGAGGACUCGGCGUCCGAGGAGCUGUCGGAAAAAGACCGGGAACUCGUGGUACGUUCCUCCGAGUCGUUGUCCGAGCAGGAACGGGCGGAUGACCAGUUGAGCAGCGAAGUUGAUGGCACCAGUUCACCUGCCCGGCCUAGCGCUGCACCAGAAAGAACGAGGGCUGACUGGUGUGUUCGCCUGCGAUUGCGUCGAAAUAAGAAUGCACCCAAGAACCCUGGGAGGCCCCGUAGGUGUAGCGGCAAGAGUGGUAACUCGCCUUCUCAACAGCCGCGACCUAGCGACACGCCAAUUUCUCCCUUGUUACCACCCGAGCACACCGCUGGGAAACAAGGCAUGGAAGAGGCGAGCGUGGGCACUGGCGAGGCUACAGACACGUGUAAAAGAUGCAGCCCCAUCUAUCAGUGUCCAAAUUGCGAGAGACUAUUUCUUAAGUGGGAUGAUUUGAAGACCCACGCGAUGCUUGAACACGAGCUUGUUCUCUCAUCGUCGACGUUCCAGUUUGUAUGCCACGUCUGUGACAAGACCUUCAAGCAAAACAGCAACUUGAAGACCCACCUGAAAUCGCACGACCGGGUGGUCACGUUUGAGUGUGACAUCUGCGGCCUGGGGUUCACCUUGAAGCAUCACUACAAACGGCACAGGGCAAACAAGCACUACAAAGACUAAGUGCGGCACCGGCCAACUGGGCAUGCGAGACUAUCACGGCACGAGCCAGUUUUUUUCUAGAGUUUUAGUACUGAAGCUUUAAUUUUGACUUGUUAAUUAAAUGAUUUUUAACUAUGUGACUCGUACCAUAUAUACUAUAAAAUGUGUUUGUUUAAAAAUAAAUUUCAGAGCUGUGUUCUCUGCUGGAUCCAAUAUUGCAGCACUGAACGGUGGGAGGAAAGGACUCUUGUAAAUGAGUCAUCUGGAGCAUUGUACAAUCCUGCCAAGUUCCUGCCUCAUCCUGAUCCACGCGUACCCGCCACAGUUGAUCGGUGGCUGUGGUCUUGCGCUGCUGAGCUUGAGGUCGCGGAUUCGAUCCCACCCACAGCAGCCCCAUUUCGAUGGGGGCAAAAUGCAAAACAUUCUCGUGUACAUACAUUUAGGUGCCAGGAGGCCAAAAUAAAUGUG